AUCGAUAACAUGAUAAGAUUGUCCUAAUAAAAUAUUCUGUGAGUCAGUCAGUCAGUAUUCGCUAGUAGCAACGAUGGGGCCAAAAAUGCAAGAAAUCGAAGUUAAAUUCACUGUGGAAGAUAGUUUUGUUACUGCUGCCCUACCUUAUAAUAGGGCAAAAUAUCAAAAGGUAGAAGAUAAUAAUACUCAUGUGCCAGAAAGACCGGAGGACAGGAGCGUCGAGCCGACUGUAAGUGAGGAAUUACAAGAGGACUCGGAUCCAGUGAGAAUAUCCACAAGAGCAAGAUACUCUUAUGAGUUGGACAGGUAUAACAAGAAUGCUAUGUUGAUAUUUGAAGGAAAUUCAUCUGAUGAUGCUGGCAUCUCAUUUGACGAUGAAGACGGAUCUCAAAGUGACGACGUCAGUGCAAAAAUCAGGCAUACCUUUGAGAAAUUCCAUUUCGAAGUCACUAUUUAUAAGGAUUUGAACGAUGAGGAAAUUGCUAACACUUGUGAAAGAUUCUUUCAGCGCGACUUCACAGAAUACGGCUGUGUAGCAGUGAUGAUGUUACCGAAGACGAGAGACGGUAUAGUGGAGACUUGUCACACGCCCAAAUCUGAGUUCGGAGUGAUGCGAUACAUGUCUGAUUUGAUGCCCCCUACACUGCAGGACAAGCCGAAGAUUUAUAUAGUGCAAACUGAAGGCUGCUACGUGAUUCCCCGUGCACGAGUCUGGUCGACACUACCGCAGGAUAACCUCGAGUUUCGACUAUGUGUACCCAUUGUAUCGGCUCCAGACAUUAGCGGCAGAACAUCCAAGGUUUGCUGUCUCUUAGAGUACAUCCACGAGAAGAUCAGCAGCCUAGGAGACCAGGUCGACUUGCAGACACUAUUAUCCGACUCUGUAAGCGAGUUCAUAAGGACAACGCAGCUCUACGACUUUCCACUGCCAGGAUUCUACAGUUCCUUGACAAAAGAACUUCGAUUUGUUAGAAAACCUGAAUCGGGAUGAAAUCUUGUGUGUAGUUUUUCACGUUUAUCAGCUAAUAUUGAUCUCUUGGAACAGCUCCAUUGCUGAUAUGAUUAAAUUUCUAUUCAAGAGCACAUAGACUUCUGAAUGCCUUCAUUUUGAAGCAAUAUCUGGAGAUGCAGAUCUAUAGCCCACGUGCAGGGGCAGGAUUUGGCACUUCAUCUAGCUUAAGGCAAUGCGCCUGUGAUCCUUUGGUGCUGUCAUCAGGUGAUCCGUUUGCUCGUUUGCCUCCUAUUCCUUAAAAAAAAAAGCUUCAGCAGCAUUUUAAGUGUUCUGGGACAGACUCUCUUAUGAUACAGAAUAUGUGAGGAAUUGUGGAAUGUUAACAAUAUACACGGAGCUGAUUACUCUGACUUGCUCCAUUCAAACUCUGUAGAACCUUUCACUGGUUUUGGAUGUUGUACAUACUUAGACUUAGAUAUAUUAUAAUAGAUAGACUUAAAUACCUAGCCAAAGUGUUCAUUUUUGUAAUGAAAAUAUAAAAUUUAUAACUAUUUUGUGUGUCUUGUUUUUUGUGUACCUACAUGCAACUUUUCUAUUUUUUCUUACAUAAUUAAAAAUGUCGUUAUUAGAUAAUACCUGAAUAAUAGAAUACCCGGAUACACCUACAGAACAGCAUUUAUUAAUUCCCAUAAUCAAUGUUCCUACCAAAACGGAAAUUCGCAACAAUCGUGAUUAUCUACAAUUAAGCGAAUUUCCUC
Spodoptera exigua (beet armyworm) is the source of this 1710-nucleotide messenger RNA. The record is from the annotation of a GenBank genome assembly. NCBI's taxonomy places the organism in Eukaryota, Metazoa, Arthropoda, Insecta, Lepidoptera, Noctuidae.